AAGACUCCCGGUCCAGGAAAACAAAUGCAACCCCGUAAGCGCAUCAACCAGCGGCGAGUCUCGGAAGCGGCUCCGGGAACCCUUCAGAACGGCACGAAUGGCCACCAAGCUCCCGUUAACGGGAUGGACGCCGACGACAUCCCCAAGUUUAAGGGCUACCGCAUCAUCGAAAUCGAUCACUUCCUGCAGUGGUCCGCGUACUCCCAGUUUAUGCACUCCAAGCACUGCCCCGGCGGAUUGCUGAAACCAUACCAGGAGUACGUAAGCGGCUGCUACUCCACCUUCGCCAUGAAAUGCAGCAAGUGUUCGGCCAUCAUCACGCGCUCCUCGGAGAACUACAUCCACCACAACAAGCUGAUGAACCGACUGGUCAAGGGCUCCGUCCAGAUGGGCAAGGACUACGACGAAAUGUCCAACUUUAUGGAGUCGCUCGAGAUCCCGUUCGUCACCAAGGACGAGUUCAGCUCGAUCAAGUCCCAGAUGCAGCUCAACUCCUCCCUGGACGAUCAGUCCUCGCUGCAGAAGGCCGUCGAAGAGCUGGAGCGCGCGUCGGUGGCGUCCAAACGGAAGCGGCACGGCAGCUGCAAGUACCACUACGAAGUGCUCAAGGUCUACCUGAACAAAAGAUGCGCAAAAUCGAAGAGAACCUGCAGCUUUCGGUCAACGACUCGGUAGCGCUGGCCGUCAACGCGCACCUCAAAAACGUCUCCCACGUCCAGCUUGCCCCAACCAGUCCAAACAACGCCACCGCCGGAACGAGCGGCACCACGUCCAUCGCCAGCCAA
This is a messenger RNA of Culex quinquefasciatus (southern house mosquito), 785 nucleotides long. RefSeq lists its product as uncharacterized. Lineage: Eukaryota; Metazoa; Arthropoda; Insecta; Diptera; Culicidae. Bases 25 to 675 code for a protein of 216 amino acids. The transcript has 3 exons. The record is from RefSeq and is a predicted model, not a curated record.